GAAUGACACGCGGACAGGUGUGUCUCCAGGCCCCGCCCCCGACAGGUGUGUCCCGAAGCCCCGCCCCCUCGACAGCAGCUUAAAUGCGGCAGCAGGUGCGCGUGGGACAGAGGAUCGAACCUGCGAGAAGUGACUGCUGUUUAUUACCCACGAGGAUCGCAAUGAUGCUGCACCUGGACCUGGACCAGAACCUGGACCUGAACCAGAACCACUCGGACCUCCAGCCUCACCUGGACCUGGAGGAGUUCGGGUUCGAGCAGCGCUUCGACGAGCGCGGGGCGCAUGCGUGGAUGCAGGAGAACUGGUCCUGCUCGUUCCUCUUCAGUCUCGUCUACGCCGCCCUGGUGUUCGGGGGGCGGAGCUACAUGAAGCCCCGCCCCCGCAUGGAUCUGCGCCUGCCACUGGUUCUGUGGUCGCUGAGUCUGGCCCUGUUCAGCAUCGGCGGCGCGGUCCGGACCGGGUCCUACAUGCUCCACGUCCUCCGGUCCGGCGGGUUCCGCUGCUCCAUCUGUGACCAGAGUUUCUACAACGGACCCGUCAGCAAGUUCUGGGCCUACGCCUUCGUGCUGAGCAAAGCCCCGGAGCUGGGCGACACGGCGUUCGUGGUUCUGCGUAAGCAGAAGCUGCUGUUCCUGCACUGGUACCACCACAUCACGGUGCUGCUGUACUCCUGGUACUCCUACAAGGACAUGGUGGCCGGCGGCGGCUGGUUCAUGACCAUGAACUACACGGUGCACGCGCUCAUGUACAGCUACUACGCCGCCCGCGCCGCGGGGCUGCGCGUGCCCCGCCCGCUGGCCGUGUGCAUCACCAGCGCCCAGAUCCUGCAGAUGCUGAUGGGCGUGGCCGUGAGCGCGCUGGUGUUCACCUGGAUGGAGCAGGGCGACUGCCCGUCGCGGCUGCAGAACAUCGGCUGGGCGGCGGCCAUGUACCUCAGCUACCUGCUGCUGUUCUGCAACUUCUUCUACCAGACAUACCUGCGGCGCCGCGCCAAGGCCGAGUAGAGGGGGCGGGGCCUGGACCUCACCUCGGCGGUGCUCAUGUACCUCAGCUACCUGCUGCUCUUCUACCAGACUUACCUGCCGCGCCAAGGCCGAGUAGAGGGGGCGGGGCCUCACCUGAGGGCCGGGGCCUUCAGCCCCAGCCUCACCUGGGGUGAGGUGUCUCGUUCCCGCCUCAUCCUCGCCCGAAUCGUUUACAUGGCAACCGUCUACCUGCUACAAACUAGCCCCGCCCCCUCUGUAUGAUGGCGCCUGAUUGGCUGCUGGAGUCUGAGGCUUCCGGGGGAAUUUAUUUAUUUUAAAGAUCUUUAAAAGCUAAAUGUUUCUUAUUUAUAAAGACCUUUAAAAGCUAAAUGUUGUUUCUUAUUUAUAAAUGUAUUUAACGUGAUAAAUGUGUCUGAGUUCGGUGGAAAACAGAACAAUGAAGACCUGAAGUGUUUACUGGAAAAGUCCUCAAUGUUUUUUUUGUGUUU
This is a messenger RNA of Cololabis saira (Pacific saury), 1474 nucleotides long. Its product is annotated as elongation of very long chain fatty acids protein 6-like. The transcript is spliced from 4 exons. Gene Ontology annotation, biological process: fatty acid elongation, saturated fatty acid; fatty acid elongation, polyunsaturated fatty acid; very long-chain fatty acid biosynthetic process. The coding region runs from base 84 to 1004 and encodes 306 amino acids. NCBI's taxonomy places the organism in Eukaryota, Metazoa, Chordata, Actinopteri, Beloniformes, Belonidae. Gene Ontology annotation, cellular component: endoplasmic reticulum membrane. The record is from RefSeq and is a predicted model, not a curated record. Gene Ontology annotation, molecular function: fatty acid elongase activity.